AGAUUAUCCGUUAGUUGGAGCAAAGUCUCGAAAAUUAUCCGAUGCAUGCACUUUAGAUUUAAUUAACACACAGUAGCAGUGUGUAUAUUUUACAAUAGCAGGUAGAGAAGGAAGAAUAUUAAUAAUAAUAGCGGUUUAAUUAGUUAGGAAAGAAGGGUGGUUUAAUUUUCAAAGUGAUGCACAUAAAAAUUCAACGAUGAUGAUGAGGGAAUGGGAACAAAGAUCUUGGGUGUUUUCCUUAGCAAUCAAAUAAAAUCGAAUUGAAAGGGGAAGGAGAGAGAGAAAGUUGAUGUGUGGUGGUUGUACCAACGCUUUAGAGAGAAUCUAGGAAGAAGAUCUCACCAUGAAGCACACACACAAAAACAACACCACAUCCAUGCCACUGUUCCACCACAGUUUUUUCUCUCAUGCACCCACUUAUAGCAAACAAAAAAAGCUAAGGGGAUAAUUACAUUCCACCUCUUCUUCCUAUUCUUUCUUUUCUCUCUCUCUCUUUCUCUCUCCCUGCGUCACACUGAACUCCCCUCAGUUAUAUUAUAUAUAUUUCAACAACAUACAUUAAUUAACGAGAGAGUGUUCAUCAGCUUAUUCUCAACCUUGAUAUGGAGUUUGUGGAUACCAGAAAACUACAGUUCCAGCCACAACUGCAACCGCAGCAGCACCAACAUUUUCAUGUGCUGGCAGUGGACGACAGUGUCAUAGAUAGGAAGCUUUUGGAGAGGCUCCUCAGAGGUUCUUCAUGCAAAGUUACCUGUGUGGACUCUGGAGACAAGGCUUUGAAAUAUCUUGGCCUAGUUGAUGAACUUGAUGAUACUACUUCCUCAACCUCUUUAGAAUCAUCAUCUUCUUCUCCUCCACCUCAACCUCUACAGCAAGAGGGAAUCAAAGUGAAUUUGAUCAUGACAGACUAUUGCAUGCCAGGGAUGAGUGGCUAUGAUUUGCUUAAACGAGUCAAGGGAUCUUCUUGGAAAGAUGUCCCAGUCGUGAUCAUGUCAUCAGAAAAUGUACCUUCCAGAAUCAGCAUGUGCUUAGAAGAAGGAGCAGAGGAGUUUCUAUUGAAGCCUCUUCAGUUAUCGGAUUUGGAUAAGCUUCAGCCGUACUUUCUGAAAUCCCUUGACAAUUCUUGUGAAAAGGAAUCUGCAAACAGUUCCAUAGAUUCCGAGAAUGAUGACAAUGUCGUCAUCAUCAACAACAAUAACAAUAAUAGUAUUAGCAAAAGGAAGGUCAUGUCUCCUGAGCCUCAUCACGAGAGAUCAAGACCAAAAAUGAAAGAGUUGGCGGUGGUGUAAAAUAACAAGUGGUUGAUGCAUGCAUACAUAUUAUAUAGUUUAUGACUAUGAUCCUAAUUAUGGUUAUCUCCUCUACUCUACCAGCUUAAUUAAUGUUACCACCACUUCGUCUUUUUGCAUGUUGCAUGCCAACUUAAAUCAGUGUGAAACGAUUAAUUUUGACAAAUGCAGAAGGAACAUAUUGCGUGGCUUUAACUCCUUUCUAAUGUAUAAGUGUGGAUUUGCACUUUCCAGGG
Messenger RNA from Cajanus cajan (pigeon pea), 1525 nucleotides. RefSeq names its product two-component response regulator ARR17. The record is from RefSeq and is a predicted model, not a curated record. Gene Ontology annotation, biological process: cytokinin-activated signaling pathway; phosphorelay signal transduction system. Lineage: Eukaryota; Viridiplantae; Streptophyta; Magnoliopsida; Fabales; Fabaceae.